Molecule: messenger RNA, 1575 nt
Organism: Paramecium pentaurelia
Lineage: Eukaryota; Ciliophora; Oligohymenophorea; Peniculida; Parameciidae
Source: the annotation of a GenBank genome assembly
AUGAAUAUUUAUACAUUGAAAUUUGAAGAAACUACUCUAGAGAAUUCAUAUCGAUAACAUAAAUGUAAUUAAUUGUAAAGUCCUAUUCUUAUAUACACUUAUGUUUUAUCAAUAAUACUUGUCGGAAGCUAACUAAUAUAUUAAUUAGUUAAUCAUGAUUAUACAUAUUUGAUACACAAAUUAGUAAUACUCUUUAUAGUAAUGUUGCUAUGCCUGUUUUUUAAGCAAUUUAAGAGAUUUCCAAACUUAAUUUUACUGUUAAUUAACAUUGUACUAGUAUCACUUGAAACUGAAUCAAAUUAAUAUAAUACUUAUCAUCAAGGAUAUUUGUUUGGUUGCAAUUAAAUGCUUACACAUGCAAUUUUAUUGAUGGGUUCUGAUUUUUAAGUAGGUUUAUUUACGAAUGUUAUUCUAGCAAUAACAAGAGCAGCUAUCACUUUUGUUAAUGAAGAUUAUUUAACAUUUCAAUAAUACCUAUACACAAUUUUAGUUACUAUUGGUGUCUCAGGUUUAUUAUAUUAAUCAGAAUUAUACUAAAGAAGAUCUUAUUUAUAUUAAACAAAAGACACAACUUGGGGUAUUAUUAAUAUAUUAUAUAAAUAGAAAAAAUAUUACCGUUUGUAAUUUGUAAACCUUUUUUAAUCUUCAAAUUUGACAAAGAUGCUUUUUGUUUUUAAUAAAUAGCCAUAAAUAAAUCAUUAACAGAGAGUUAAGAAAUGUAAUUUGAUUCAGUAGGUGAUUUCCUUAAGGAAUGUAAAUAUGAAAAAUUGACAUUACAAAAAUAUUUAUUUCAAAAAUAUGAAAAGUUCAAUAAUUUAGUAAAUAAAAUAGAUUGUGAAAAAUUAGAAAUCUAAUAUAAAAAAAGUAGAAUAAAAAUCAAAUUGCUAAUCUAUUUUGUUGAUACAGUUAGAUUUAUGAUUGUUGUAGAAACAGUAGAUUAAGCUUUCAUUGAUUUAAAAUAUAGAUACUAAUAUAACUUAAAAGAAAUCACCCAAAAGUAUAAUAAUUAACUAAAGAAACUGGCUAAAAUCUUAAAUAAAAAACUAAAAAAAUGUAAAACCUAAAUGCUUAGUGAAGUAUCUAUUUCAAUACUCGAAUUUCGAAUACUAUAAUCAAUUAAACUAUAAAAAUUAAUCAGAAUCAAUAUGUAAUAGAUAUUUCAAAAAUUUUAACAUAUAUUUCAUGUUAAUUAUAAAUAUAACAUAUAUUUCCAUGCUAAAUAAGAUUAUAUCAUUUACACUUAUAAACCAGAACUAUAUUACUUUAUAAUAUCGAUAAUUAGAUUAUCAAAUAGAAUGUAAUAGAUAUCAUUCAUUAUUGAUUAAAAUUAGGAAGCAUAAAUUCCAUAAUUAUCAAUUACAGGAAUCGAUAAAUUACCUGAUGAUUAUUAAUUUUAAUAUUGUUAAAAAACAGUGUUUGAAAAACACAUAUAAGUUUUAAAUUGUAAAUAUGAUGAAUUAUUAAUUUAUAGCUCAUUUUUGGAUAUUUAAAGAAGUCCACUCUUCGUUUAAUUAACACUAUACUUUUGAGAACAUUUCAAAUGAUCAAUUUAAUUUGUUAAAUUAAUAAUUUUGA